This is a messenger RNA of Candidozyma haemuli, 5283 nucleotides long. RefSeq names its product formin (gene BNI1). The transcript has 2 exons. Bases 1 to 5283 code for a protein of 1760 amino acids. Gene Ontology annotation, cellular component: cellular bud neck; mating projection tip; cell division site. Gene Ontology annotation, biological process: barbed-end actin filament capping; actin filament bundle assembly; mitotic actomyosin contractile ring assembly. Gene Ontology annotation, molecular function: small GTPase binding; actin binding. Lineage: Eukaryota; Fungi; Ascomycota; Pichiomycetes; Serinales; Metschnikowiaceae. The record is from RefSeq and is a predicted model, not a curated record.
AUGUCGUCUCGGAAACGAAUAGACCCGUACCACGCGGCGUCCCACAAUGAAGACAUGGAAAAGGCCAGCCUGGCCUACUACGCUCCACUUUCGGCGCCUAGACCCAGCCGGAACCAGGCGACGCUGCCACAACAACCACUGCUGUCUCAACGGAUGCUGCUGGGGCUGAUUUUCUCGAUUCGCCGAGGAAAGAACCAUCAGACGGGAGAUACGCACGUGGACGAGCUGGAUAACGCACUGGUGGUUUCUGGAAACAGCCUCGGCUCGUCCUCUGCGUUUUAUCCGUCGAAAAGGCAUAAUCUGAUGGUCAGCGUCGGUCUGGGCGGCUCCGGCAAGUCGUCUUCCAUCGUUCCCGGCCCGCAAGUCACCAGUCUGUCCCAUUCCAGGCUGGGCUCCAUAUACUCAUUUAAUACGUCCUCUAAUCCGUACGAUCACGUCACUGAACGCCUGGCCCGAGGCCAGGACUCGAAACUGCAUCAAAAUCAACAAUCCCAACAACCACAACAAGCAUCAACUCCUCAGCAUCAUCAGCCUCAGCUGCGGGCCCCGUCAUUUGCUCUUUCUAGGAAAGCCACCGGUCUGUCGCUAUUUUCCAGGCCUUCUUUAAGUACCACCACCACCACCGAGGAUGUUCCACAGCCCGAACCGCUUCGAAAGCCCCAGAACCCAAUUGAAAUCGAACGCAUGUUUCGUGAUUUGAUGGAAAAGAGAGACUUCCGUUCGCUCCCGCAGCUGGCCCGCCAGGAGAUGCUUAAUUACUCGGUCGAUAAGAAAUGGAUGCUCGUGCAACAGGAUGCUCUUCACGAACACAGCAAGCAGGCGCUGAAACUGAAGGCGUCGCCGGAAUACUACACGCGGAAACUCAUUGCAAAGACCAUCUCUUCUGACGAAUUGGAGAAUCUCUGGGUCUCUUUACGUACUGAGCCCAUUGACUGGGUCCGUGAGUUUAUCUACGACUUCCAAGGCGACGUGGCGCUUUCCCUGUACCUUAUAAAGGUCCAUGACCAGAUGGGAAGCCAGGACAUUGACGAUAUUCAAGAUGACAUUUUCAACAAGGAGUUUAAUACCCUUAAAUGUCUUAAAUGCAUGAUGAACCAGAAAUUGGGCGCCGAAAGGGCUAAGACGGAUGACCUGCUAUACAUUAAUGCCAUCACUGGCUCUCUCUUGUCUCCGCGUAUAGCCACCAGGCGUAUUGCUGCUGAAUCCUUGACUUUCAUGAUCGUCUACUACUGCCGUGUGGGCGGCGACCAUAACAAAUACCAUAAAGUGCUUCGUUCGCUUGACGGCUUGCAACAGAAGCCGUAUUACGAAUUCGUUCCCGCAUCCAAUGCUUCCAUGAAAAAGACGUUGCAAAGAAAACCUCCUCCAGAAGAAUCCAACCACCGGUUCGAACUUUGGCUUAGACUCGUCGAUAAGACUAUCGAUGGUAGAGGAAAAUAUAAGAACUCUUUGGUGGGCGCUAGUGAAGAGCUCAAGUACCAGUUUGCCGUCAAUGGAUCCAGUGUUGGCGGCCCUUCGCAUGUUGAAAACCAGCUCAUGGAGUACUGCUUGGGCACUAUGCUUCUUGUGAAUACCAUUGUGGAGUACGGUUUAGAUUUCCGUGUUCGUAUCCAUCUUAGAACCCAAUUCACCGCUGCAGGCAUAGAACAGCUUUUGGGUAAGUUCCAGGAUCUUGGGUAUGAUAGUUUGGUUAAGCAGGUGCAAAAGUAUAGAGAAAUGGCUGAAGCUGAUGAAAUGGAGCUCAAAACAAAGCAGCAGAUCGACGAAGACCUCGACUUUAAUAACCCAGUCGAUUUGGUUAGAUCGCUUUGGACUAAUGUUCAAAAUAGUGAAGCUCAGGGCCAUUUCUUAAGUGCCAUGCAACAUAUCUACCUUAAUCAGACGGAAAAAAGGGACGACUCAGAAGAAGUUACCAGAAGCUUGCGUCUUCUUGAUGGGCUUAUCCAGAACGUUACAGGUGCUCAUACUUCGAACGACGAAUCUGCAGUUGGUAUUGCCAUUAACCGUUUGUACGCUGGCUUGAGUACUGAUGACAUGUACCGUAAGGCGAUCAACGAGGUGAAGUUGUAUAAGAAGAUCGCCGAGGAAGCAACUGCCGAAAGAGAUGAGAUUUCCAGGCAGCUUUCUAUUGGCUCUGAAGGAUUGAUCACCAACAUGACUAAUGAAAUCAAGGAGCAAGAGAUUGUGCUUCGCAGAACUCGCCGCAUGAACGAAGAGCUCCAGGAUGAGCUUGAGGACUUGAAACGCAAGCAUUUACGUGAAAAGCAAGAACAAGAGGUGGAGAUGCGUGAACUUCUCAUCAUGCUCAACAGUGCUCAGAUCGAUUCCAAGAAAGAUAAGGGCAAGACGACCGUGCUGGUGCAAACUAGCAACGAGAAGCUUAUCAAGAAGUUACAAAAACAGAUCCACAGAAAGAAGAACGAGUUCAGGCUCGACAAUAAACAGCUUGGGACCCUGGUGGAACCAAGCUCUCGUUUGCGUGCUUUGAGAGACCAAAUGGCGGAUAUUGAGAACCUUGCUAGAGAAUUGGAAAUGACUGACUUUGAGACUUACUCUUUGCCCAAGGAAGAGCCAGAACCUGUGCAAGAGGUGGCUGAACCUGAACCCGAGCCUGAAACUCCUGAACCUGAAGAACUUCCUCCAGUGCCCGAAGGUCCUAAGCGUUCUGUUCGUGAAGACGAUUUGGAGAAGUUGGAGAAGCUCAGAAAGAAGCUUGCGUCUUUGCAGAGCGAGUCUAACGAUAUCAUGAAGUUCAACAACAAGUCGUUGUUCUCGAAACAAAAGUACCUCGCCAUGGAGCGUUUGAGAGAACUUGAGACCAAUUUCAUGGAUUUCAACAUUGAUUUCGACAUUGACGAGAAUGAAGCUGCUCUUUUGGGUAUGAUGGAUGCAAGCGUCAAAUCCAAGAUUCAAGAAGAGCUCGAGCUGGUGAAGAAACUCAACACCGACCUUCGUUCGCAGCUUGCUGCUAUCAAAGACGACAAACUGCCUUCCAAGGGCUCUUCUGCAAGCCCCUCGUCAGAUAUGCUUUCAAAGAUCGAGGCCAAGUACGCCCAAGGCAAGGUUGUGGUUGAUGGUUCCGACAGAGCUGUUAAAGGAUCAAACUCUCCUGCAAAGGAUUACAAGUCUAACAGGAAGUCCACCAUCAACACGCUUGAUCCUAAGUUCUUGAACGAAUUGAGCUCCAAGGUGAAAGAGGCUGAAGCUAUCCCAUCCAAUGCAUCUUCUGACGACGAGAACUUUGAAGAUUCAGUUGAUAAAGUUGAAGAAACUGCCGUUGAACCUCCAAAGCUCACUGGUGCUCCACCUCCACCUCCACCUCCACUUCCACCAGCACUUGGAGGAGCUCCACCACCACCGCCUCCACCUUUGCCUCCAAGCUUAAACGGUGGAGCACCCCCACCGCCUCCUCCACCACCUCCUCCACUUGGUGGUCCAUUUGGAGCAGCUCCAGCUCCACCUCCUCCAGCGCCUCCAUUACCUUCUGGAUCCGCAAGAUCUACUGCAUCGCCUUCGCCGGUUCCACAGACGCCUCAUCCAUUUGAAAUGUACCCUAGACCUAAGAAGAAGUUGAAGCAGUUGCACUGGGAGAAAUUCGAUAAUGGCGAAAACAACAGCAACUCUUUCUGGAACGAGUCGCAGCUGCAGACCAUUGCAACUGAAUUGAUGGAUAAAGGCCAUUUUGCUGCUAAAGAGAUCAAGAAGUUGGCUACCAAGAAGAAGGAAGACGUGGACAAGGUUACGUUCUUGGCUCGUGACGUUGCCCAGCAGUUCGGCAUUAAUUUGCAUUCUUUCAAUAAUUUAUCUGACGAAGAGGUGAUUGACAAGAUCUUGAGAUGUGACAAGGAAGUGUUGACGAACCCAGCCAUUUUGGAGUUCCUUGGUAAGGAAGAGAUCACCGAGGUUUCCAACAGUUUGGCUCGUAAUCUCGAGCCUUACCUGACGGAUUACAAGACUGAAGAGAUCUCCAAACCUGAAAAGGAUCCUAGCGAGUUGCAGAGACCAGACAGAAUUUACCUCGAGUUGAUCUACAACUUGCAGCACUACUGGAAGUCGAGAGUUAGAUCUUUAAAGACUAUUGCCAACUACGAGAAGGAUUACGACGAUUUGGUGACGAAACUUAGAGCUCUUGACGAGGCUGUCGAUAAGAUCAAGCAAUCGAAGGAAUUGAGAAGCGUUUUCGAUAUCAUUUUGGCUGUGGGUAACUACAUGAACGAUACCUCAAAGCAGGCCAAGGGGUUCAAGUUGAGUUCCUUGCAGCGUUUGAGUUUCGUCAAGGACGAAAAGAACAGUAUGUCUUUCUUGCAUUACGUUGAAAAGACAGUGAGAACGCUUUACCCUGAGCUUUUGACGUUCAUGGAAGAUCUUGCGCUUUGUGUUCCCGUUGCCAAGUUCUCCAUUGAAAACAUCUCCAACGACUGUAAAGAGUACGGUCAGGCUAUCAAGAACGUACAGAGUUCCAUUGAUAUUGGUAACUUGAGUGAUAUGUCCAAUUUCCACCCCAAGGACCGUGUUCUCAAGGUUGUGACGCCAACGUUGCCUAGAGCCAAGAAGAAGGCUGAUUUGUUGCAAGACCAAGCCAACUACACGCUCAAGGAGUUUGAAACGUUGAUGAGAUACUUUGGCGAAGAUCCAAACGACAGUUUUGUGAGAAACUCGUUCUUCAGCAAGUUCACCAGUUUCUUAUCUGAAUUCAAGAAGGCCCAGCGUGAGAACUUGAAGCGUGAAGAAGAAUUGAGAGUCUACGAGCAGAGAAAGAAGCUUUUGGAGAACACCACCAAGCAGAACAAGGCCAAGAAGGAAAGUGGAUCGGAAGACGAAGACGAUAAUGUCAUGGACUCGCUUCUUGAGAAGCUCAAGGCCGCUGGUCCUCAACGAGGCGAGCCUUCUUCAGCUCGCAAGCGUGCCCUCAUGAAAAAGCACUUGAUGGAGAAUUUAAAGAAACUGGGCGGUGCUACUGGCGAAGAAGAUUCCAGAGAAAGCUCACCCAGCCGUGCUGGAUCCAGCGUUACCGAUUUAUCCAGUGUUGAAGAAGCUGAAAAUCAACCAGAAGCAGCUGGUGACGCUGACGUUGGAUCUCGUGCCAGAAACUUACUUCAAGAGUUAAGGAAAGCUGAAGGCAGCGAUAAAGUCAGCAGCGCCUCUGCGUUCAGACAACAAAGACAACGUCGUCGGCAGCUUCUGACCGUUGGCGAGGUGGAUGUUCCGGGGGAUUCUCCAAGUCCUGAAGAGAAAGAAGCUGAACCCAAAGAGACAUCUCCCAAAGAGACCCCCAAAGAGUGA